AUGGACAUUCGUGACCUUGAAGACCUCCUGUGUUCGGGACCGAAAGGAUCGCGUUCCAACGCGGUGGCAGCGCCGAAUCCGAAACGAAAGACCCGGCCGCGCGGCGGGGCCGGUGGCGACAACGGGGGCAUCAAAACCAAGAAGAGACCGUGGAAAAGAGCGGGCGCGGCGUCCGGGCCGUUCUCUGGGUUGUCUCUGUGCGUGGUUCGCCUGGGCUCGGUGACGAACAACACCGUAGGGACACUCCCGCGGGAGUUUCGCGACGGCGGAGGGCAGGUAUCGACUCACUACACGCCCGGAGACACGACCCAUAUCGUGGCCGAUGCCUCGCUUGCCGCUUCCUGGGAGAAGUUCGACCUCUACUUCAGCGGGUGGGACGACUUCGAGGACGUUGUUGAUGGCGCGGCGACGGCAGGCAGGGGCAGGAUGCCUGACGGGGUGCCUGUCGUGAGCAGCGAGUGGAUGAGCGAGUGCUUGAGGCGCUCCGAAGUGGUGGCCGCUGACGCGUACCGGUUGACCCCGCCCCCGCACCGCUGUGUGGCACCUGCAGCAGUCGCACCGACGCAGCAGCAGAGGCAAGAAGAGGGUGUUGACAUCGGGGGGCGAGGAGACCACCGGUGGUCUCGUGGCGACGAGAAACCAGCGGGCGGACGCGGCGGGGGGAAGCGCGUCGGGCUGAAGCGCCGCGGCGGGAUUGAUGAGUUUGGAGGGGGAGGUUGGCCCCAGGAAGCUCGACGUGGACAAGAGACGAGUGUCUCAAGGGCAACCGAGCAUUUUUUGGCGGCCCCAGUCACCGAACAAGGAAGCCGCCGAUAUGUUGGACGGCCUGGCCGAGCUUUGCGCGACGCGCGGGGAGACGGGAGCGUCUUUAACGAGAGGGGUUUCAAGAGCGCCGCAGCGACGCUCAGGAUGCUUGGGACGCAGAUCACCGACAUAGAGCAGCUCAAGGAGACAAGCGAGAGGGGCUCACGGCCUUUUUUGCCGAGGGCGAGAGCAAGGCGCUCUCCCGUCUCGGAGGUGGACCCCCCCACGGUCGAGGCCUGCCUCAAGCUCUUCCAGGAGGUCGGCUGGGUGGGCGCCGUCAAGACCCAGCAGCUGUACGACAAGGGCAUGCGCUCGAUCGAGAACCUCAGGACCAGGGGCAGGCACCUCCUCACCGAGCAGGUGCGCUUUUGCCUCAACAGGCACGAGGACAUCAAGCCGCGCAUGCCGCGGUCCGAGGCCGCUGAGAUCGAAGCGGCGGUAACGAAGGUUGCCCAGAGCAUCUGCCCGGGAGUCAUCUGCCAGGCAAGUUUUCUUACCUCACCUCGCAGACGGACGGAGGCCUGCGGGAGCUACAGGAGGGUCAAGAGAAACUGCGGUGACGUGGACGUGCUCAUUCGACCUCCCGAGGGACAAGAGGACUCUUCAAUGUUCCUCGAGCUGGUCAAGGAGCUGACGGAGACCAGGCUCAUCACGGACAGGCUUGCCGUGCCAGAGGGACCCUACACGCCCGGAAAGCCGCAGACCUUCAUGGGCGUCUGCAAGCUGCCCGGCGAGGGCCGGCUCCACCGCCGGCUGGACAUCAAGCUCUACCCCGCUUCAAUGUUCGCGUUCGCGGUGCUGUACUUUGCGGGGUCGGGCGACUUCAACAUGAACAUGCGCUGCUUCGGCAAGAGCAAGGGGCUCAAGCUGAACGACAAGGGGCUGUUCAAGGUCGACCCGUUCAGCGGCGAGGAAGUACCCAACUCGGGCUACAGCUGCUUUCGAGAGGAAGACGUGUUCACCGCCCUUGGGAUGGAUUGGAUAGAGCCGAAGGACAGGAAGGGAGUGGGACUGGCAUCCCACAACCAGCAGGAGGCGCUUCUACAGCAUCAGGCGAUUCCAAUGGCGGAGGCAAGCUUGUGGUCUUUGAGGGCAUACACGGCGGGCUCCUACUACGAAAACGCGGAGCAGCAGAUGCAGCAGCAGCAACAGAUGAUUAUGAUACAGCAGCAGGCGGAAAUGUUUUUUCGCAAGGAGGACCAGGUGCAGCAAGCGAUCCGCCUUAGCAGGGGCGUUUUCGAUGCGGGCGGGGCCUCGAUAGCCGCGGCGGGGGCGGGGGGGCUGGGCAGGCGCAGCCAACGACGAUGCGUUGCUGACACGAGAUUUGCUGUGGGCGGGGGCGAGAGAGAGGUUGUGGCGGGUGGGAGCGGCAGCAAUGCCACUGCUGUUUCUAGCGCGGAGGGCACCAACGGUGUCGGUACUGGGAACGAGCACUCGCCUGUGUACCUCUGAUGCGACCCAGGGGGGCAGGGGGAACGGCAGCGGCGAUGGGCCAGGUGGACGAUUGAAGAUUACCUCCGUCCGUGCCACCGAUGCAAACGUAGAAGAUUUGUGUAUAAAAGUAAGGGUGCAAUAGCCAGAAAAAAAAUCCCCAAGGCCAACAUGUGCGUCUCUGAGUAGCCACAAGUCGGGGAACGUUUUCGCAGGAAACGGGGAACGGCAACAAGUGUAGUAGCAUGGAGACCCCCGAUGCAAUUGCUGUGCGGGCCCUCUGAUGAUACCGUGAAUGAACACCGCGUGUUUCUCAAGGGUCACUUGGUCUGAUCUCAAGCUUACGUUUGCUUAAAACCUUCAGUACGGUGAGGGAUUGCCAGCUUGGGUGGCUUCGACGUUGCUCCUGUGGAACCUUGUACGUCAACGUAAUGAUGGGGCGCGAGGGGCGGGGGGGGGAUGCUGCAGCAGCCUUGGCUGAUGUGUUUUGUCGUGUGAGUAAACUCUGUGUGUGCCGUAGGGUAUGUUUUCGAGGUGGGGUGUCUGCUGCCGAGUUGUCUUGUGUGGUGUUCGUGCUAGUAGUGUUGUUGUCCCUGUUUUGUGGUGUAAAUGGACAGUCUAGUCUAGUGCGACAGUGACCGUGGCUUCGCGCAUGUUACCUGUGGUUUUCUUUCGAAGAGGCGUUUAUGGCCGAAGGGCUUCUUCUCGGUGUUAUUUCGCGAGAGCCAGGGCAAAAAAGGAUGUACAUAUCUAGAGUUUGAACGAAUGCCCGAUGCAAGGAAGGUACCGUAGGGAUGUGGAACGUGCUGCGCCAAUCGGGAUUGGGCGAAGGUUCGCCGGUUACAUGCAAGAGGUCAGAAUGUGCGGCGAAACGUCACCGCACGUUACAUGUGUGUCAGGUACCAUCUGCAUGCGGGGUUUGUAAAUUGGGAAGCGCCCAUCCAAGAGAGUUUUGUAAUAAAAAGGGCACAGGCAGGCGCAGAUACACGUAUGAUGUGUGCAUGUGGAAACUUGUCGGGAGUGGGGUGGGGUCGACGU
This is a messenger RNA of Ectocarpus sp. CCAP 1310/34, 3273 nucleotides long. NCBI's taxonomy places the organism in Eukaryota, Phaeophyceae, Ectocarpales, Ectocarpaceae. The record is from the annotation of a GenBank genome assembly.